Hevea brasiliensis (rubber tree) is the source of this 3220-nucleotide messenger RNA. RefSeq names its product disease resistance protein SUMM2-like. The coding region runs from base 302 to 3220 and encodes 972 amino acids. NCBI's taxonomy places the organism in Eukaryota, Viridiplantae, Streptophyta, Magnoliopsida, Malpighiales, Euphorbiaceae. The record is from RefSeq and is a predicted model, not a curated record. Gene Ontology annotation, molecular function: ADP binding; protein binding. The transcript has 5 exons.
GAGGUUGGCAAAAUUAUAAGAACCAGUUGUAGCAUAAGUACAAAUAUCAAACUUCAUCAGUUCCAUGGCCAAUCUUUCUUUCUAAGAACCUGAGCCACGCCUGCUAUACAUUUCCCAGCACUAAAACAAUCCAUUUAUCAUAAUCGCCUCAUUGAACGCAUCCCUAGUUCCCCGACUUUAAACAACCAUUUCUCACUUGCCUCCACAGCUUAACCAAUCUUUAAUUUCUUCAUCUUUUCUUACCAUUCUUCUUCUUCCUUUUAGCUGGAAAUUUCAUUUACUUAAUUACCUAUGAAUAGCCAUGGAAUCCUUGCUAACAUCAUUCAUCUCGCCAAUCUGGGACGUAAUCAAAGGCUUGUGGAAUUGCAUUCCCAGUCGUGUAGGCUACUUCUCCGAUCUCCAAAGCAAUGUUGACUCCUUGAAACAAGGAAAAAAGCGAUUGCUGAUGUUGAAGGAAGAAGUAGAGGCGAGGGUCACUCGUGAGGAGAACCAGCUUAAGCAGCGUACCUACAAAGUAAGGGAUUGGCUCAGCAGAGUAGAAUGCAUUCUAAAGAGCGUGGAUGAAAUCACCGAUGAAGGUGAAGAAGAAAUUAAGAAAAAAUGCAUCAGAUGUUUCUUCCCCAAGAAUUUCUGCUCAUACCAGGAAGUGGGAAAGAAAGUACGCUCAGAGCUCGAAGCUCUGACCCAACUGAUAAAUGAAGGACAUUUUGAUGCUGUGACCGAGAUAAAGCCUCAUGAUCCAGUGGAUGAAAGGCCUACAGAAAGGAUCAUUGGCUUGGAGUCCGAGUUCAAUCAAGUUUGGAAAUGCAUGGAAGACCGAAGUGUUCGGACUAUUGGAAUAUAUGGAUUGGGAGGUGUAGGUAAGACCACCCUCUUGAAGAAAGUUAACAACCACUUCCUGGAAACAAGCCAUAGUUUCGAUGCAGUCAUUUGGGUUGUAGUGUCUAAGCAAGUAAAUAUGGAAAGAAUUCAGGAAGCUAUUUGCAAUAAAUUAGCUAUUCCUGAUGAGUUAUGGAGAAACAGAAAUGAAGAAGACAGGACUGGAGUGAUCCUGAAAUUCCUAACUGCUAAAAAUUUUGUUCUGUUACUAGAUGAUUUGUGGGAUCAUUUAGAUCUCUUAAGAAUCGGGAUUCCUCCACUGGAUAGAACGAGUGGUUCCAAAGUGGUUUUCACAACCCGAUCACAAGAAGUGUGCGGCUUUAUGAAAGCUGACAAGAGCAUUAAAGUAGAAUGCUUGGUGCCAGAAGAAGCCCUGCAGUUAUUUCAAAUGAAACUGAGUCAGGGCACGCUAAAUGCUCAUCGAGAUAUACCGAAGCUUGCUGUGAUGCUUGCUGAAUGCUGUCAAGGGUUGCCACUGGCUCUCAUCACUGUCGGACGAGCUAUGGCUAGUCGGAGAAAUCUCAAAGAUUGGAAGCACGCACUUAAAAUGUUGCAAAGUUAUCCAUCGGAGUUUUCAGGUAUGGCGAAAGAUGUCUUUCCUAUUCUCAAGUUCAGCUAUGAUAGCUUGAGUAAUGAUACGCUUAGAUCAUGUUUCCUAUAUUGUUCCUUAUUCCCAGAGGACUACAAUAUUGGGAAAGAUGAACUUACUGAACUCUGGAUAAGGGAAGGGUUCUUGCACAACUUUAAUGAUAUAUAUGAUGCAAGAAAUGAAGGAGAAUACAUUAUUGGAAGUUUAAAGCAUGCAGGUCUAUUGGAGGAAGGUCCCACACCAGAAGACUAUGUUAGGAUGCAUGAUGUGAUCCGUGAUAUGGCCUUGUGGAUAGCUUCUAACCAUGAGAUUAAAAUUGCAGUUGUUGAAGAUGCUGCUUCCAUUAAAACACAUGGGUUUGAGGAAUGGAAGGAAGUGAAAAGGUUAACUUUGUGGGGGAAGAGUUUCAAAGAUUUAAAUGAAACACAGCAUUUUCCCUGCCUCCUGACUUUUCUUGUUAGGGACACGAAGCUGAUUAGUUUCCCCAGUGGAUUCUUUCAGCAUAUGCGUGUCUUGAACAUUCUGGACUUGUCAAGAAAUUGGAACUUGAGCGAGUUACCAACCGGGAUUAGUGUACUGACGAAUUUGCAGCACCUCAAUCUAUCAUAUACUCGCAUAAAUUCGCUGCCACAUGAGGUUCAAUAUUUGAGAAAUCUGAAGAGUUUAAUAAUGGAUUAUACAUAUAAGCUCGCAUAUAUCCCAAGAGAAGUGAUAUCAAGUCUUUCGUUAUUGCAAGUGUUCAGCAAGAUGCAAGAAGUACAUAAUAAACUCUUUGAUGAACGUGGCUUGUUAGAGGAGUUAGAGCGUUUGAAAGACAUGGAGGACAUGAGUGUGGCUUUAACUAGCCUUGAUUCCGUCGAGAAAUUUUUUUGUAGCCCCAAGUUAGAAAGCUGCAUUAGAAGACUUUGGGUAAGUAUGUGCAAGGAUUUGACCUCGUUUCAGAUAUCAUCUUUAAGAAGAGGAGCGAAGCAUCUUGAAAGACUUGAAAUAUACAGGUGUCCGCUGCUGAAGGAGUUCAUAGUCCACUCGGAUGAGAGUGAGAUGAUUCAGGGAUGUGUGCCUACAAAUAUUGGUAUGGGGCAGGAAUCCUUUCAAGAGCUUCGUUAUCUAAAGGUUGAUAAAUGUCCAGGAAUAAAAGAUUUGACAUGGGUCAUAUAUGCGCCAAACCUCCAAACAAUUAUCUUAGAUGCUUGUUCCUCGAUUGUUGAAAUAAUAGCAGAUGACAAACUCAACAGAUGGCGAGCAGAAAUUAAAGAGAAUCCAGAAGUUUUCCCCAAUUUGGCUACAUUGAUCUUGAUCAGGUUACCCAAGCUAAAGAGCAUUUGCCAGCAGACCUUGGGUUUUCCUUCCCUCAAAAUUCUUAAAGUAGUGGACUGUCCAAGUUUGAAAAAGCUCCCUUUUGAUUCCAACUCUGCCAAAAACACUUUACAAGCGAUAGAAGCAGCGGAAGAUUGGUGGAACUCGUUGCAGUGGGAGGAGGAUGCUAAGAUUGCUUUCGCUUCAAGAUUUCGUCGCUGCAUUUCACAGGAUGAAAUUGAAGUAGCAAAAAUGGAGGCGAUUAAACUGAUUCCAGAGCUGAUUCCAGAGCUAACGGCCGCGCAUAUGGAUUUAGAGUCGAAAAAUGCGAACGCUCAGAAGAUCACUAACGAGAAAACAAGGGAAUUAACGUCUGUUAUGAUGAAAAAGAUGCCUGAGCUUUUGAUGCAAGUGACGGAUCAGUUAAAUUUCUGGAAUAGGCGUCCAUGCAUGUGA